This is a messenger RNA of Rosa chinensis, 1895 nucleotides long. Its product is annotated as (-)-germacrene D synthase. The transcript has 7 exons. Bases 74 to 1759 code for a protein of 561 amino acids. NCBI's taxonomy places the organism in Eukaryota, Viridiplantae, Streptophyta, Magnoliopsida, Rosales, Rosaceae. The record is from RefSeq and is a predicted model, not a curated record. Gene Ontology annotation, biological process: diterpenoid biosynthetic process. Gene Ontology annotation, molecular function: magnesium ion binding; terpene synthase activity.
UCCCUUAUUACAAAAGGCGCGCACUGUAAACAAUAUUCAAAGCACUUCUCCAGAUUUUGAAUUAGAAACAACAAUGCCUGCUCAAAUACUAGAAUCUGAAGCUCCAACACAAAAUGCCACUCCUGAGGUUAAUCGACGUUCAGCUAAUUUUUCUCCUAGCAUUUGGGGCGAUCAGUUUCUCUCAUAUGCUUCUAAUAAGGAAAGCAAUAUUGAAACUGAGCAACAUCUCCGAGAAUUCAAGGCAGAAGUGAACACGAUGCUGAAGGCUCCGGUUGAAAAGCUUUCACAAAAGUUGGAUUUGAUUGAUAACAUUCUGCGCUUAGGAGUUUUCCGCCAUUUUGAAAAUGAGAUCCACGAAAUUUUACAGCAAAUUCACAACAAUUCUUAUGUCAACUGUGACGACCUGGAGAGCGAUGAUGAGCUCUACACUGUGGCGCUUCGUUUUCGAUUACUAAGACAACAGGGUUAUCAAGUUUCAUGCAAUGUGUUUAGGAAGUUCAUGGACUAUGAUGGAAACUUUAAGGAAUCACUUAUUGAAGAUGUCCCGGGACUAUUAAGUUUGUAUGAAGCCACACAUCUUAGGACACACGGGGAAGAACUGCUUGAUGAUGCAUUGACCUUCACCUCCACUCAUCUUGAGUCGGCAACUCGCCAUAGUUUAAACCCCCUGGUUAUGAAGCAAGUAACUCAUGCCUUGUAUCAGCCUCUCUGGAAGGGUGUAACUAGACUCGAAGCCAGACAUCACUUGUCUGCUUACCCGGAUCACAAUUCACAUAAUGAAACACUCUUGAAUUUUGCAAAGUUGGAUUUCAAUCUACUGCAGCAAGUCCAUCAGAAAGAACUAAGUGAUAUUGCAAGGUGGUGGAAGGACUUGGACUUUGCAAACAAGCUGCCGUUUGCAAGAGACAGAGUGGUUGAGUGUUACUUCUGGACUUUGGGAGUCUACUUUGAGCCCCAAUAUCACUUUGGUAGGACGACAUUUUGCAAAGUAAUUGCCAUGACAUCCAUUAUUGAUGACAUUUAUGACGUGUAUGGCACGCUUGAAGAGGCAGAACUUUUUACUGAAGCUAUUGAGAGAUGGGACAUCUCUGCCAUGGAUAUACUGCCCGAGUAUAUGAAAAUCUGUUACCAAGCACUGUUGGAUGUCUAUCGUGAAAUGGAAGAAAAGCUUGCAAUUGAGGGCAACUUAUAUGCCAUCCACUACGCGAGAGAAUCAAUGAAAAUCCAGGUUAGAGCUUACUUCCGAGAAGCCAAAUGGUUCCACCAGAAAUACACGCCAACCUUGGAUGAAUAUAUGUCAUUAGCACUUGUUACAUCUGGCUACUUUAUGCUAGCAACCAUAUCCUUUCUGGGAAUGGGGGAUAUUGUCACAAGAGACUCCUUUGAGUGGUUGUUCAAUAGUCCUAAAAUUGUCAAGGCUUCAGAGUUAGUUGGCAGACUCAUGGAUGACAUGGCUUCUCAUAAGUUUGAGCAAAAGAGAGGACAUGUCGCCUCAGCUGUGGAAUGCUACAUGAAAGAAUAUGGUGUCACAGAAGAAGAAGCAAAAGUCGCACUGACUAAACAAGUGGAUGAUGCUUGGAAGGUCAUAAAUGAAGAAUUGCUGAAGAUUAACACUAUUCCAAGGCCCCUCCUAUUGCGAGUUCUCAAUCUCUCUCGGGUGAUUGAAGUUGUAUAUAAGAAUGAAGAUGGGUAUACUCAUGCAGGUGGUGUGCUCAAGGGUUUUGUGGCUUCUAUGCUUAUCAAACCUGUGCCUAUAUAAGCCUAAGUAAAUUUUAUAGUUUGUGUUUCGUAUAAGUAUAUGGAUUAUCAGUUCAUGUUGUAAAAUAAGAAGUCGGUUGUCAUUUGGAACCGUUUCAAAGACAACUGUGAGAUGUCUUAAUAAAGUAUUUUUCUGA